Molecule: messenger RNA, 1677 nt
Organism: Daucus carota subsp. sativus
Lineage: Eukaryota; Viridiplantae; Streptophyta; Magnoliopsida; Apiales; Apiaceae
Product: glycosyltransferase BC10
Exons: 2
Coding region: 157-1209 (350 amino acids)
Cellular component (GO): membrane
Molecular function (GO): glycosyltransferase activity
Source: RefSeq, a predicted model, not a curated record
AGACACCAAACAACACUACCGACUCCAUCUCAAUCUCUCCACUCACUCCUGUCUCAGUACCCCUCAUCUUCCUUCGUCAUAAGCCCACAAACCAUGAGCACCCAGAUCCUAAACUAAACCCUAUUAAAACACACACACACACAGUGAAAGAUAAUAAUGUUAUCAUCAACUCCAACUCCACUGAUCCCCACACUAACCCUCUUCAUUUCCAUCACCAUCAUCUUCUUCCUCUUCAACCCCUCUCUCCUCCCCACCACCCACCGCUCCUCCCCGCCCAUCCCCCUCUCCGACGAACUCUCCGACCUCUCGUUAUUCUCACGCGCCACCCGACGCGCCGCCGCCAAGUCGCGCCUAGGCACCACCAACCAAAACCCCAAAAUAGCCUUCCUCUUCUUGACCAACACGGACCUCUACUUCGCACCCUUGUGGCAGAUCUUCUUCGACAAUUACUCUGCUCUGUACAAUAUCUACAUUCAUGUGGACCCCACUGUUAAGAUUACCCCACCGGGUGGGGUUUUUCAGGGGAGGGUGAUUAAGGAUCUGCACAGGACUUAUAGGGGCACUGCCACGUUGAUCUCCGCGGCUCGCCGGCUUCUUGCCACCGCGAUUCUCGAUGAUUCGAGUAACUUCUACUUUGCCCUUGUUUCGCAACAAUGUGUGCCUUUGCAUUCUUUUAUGUUUGUGUAUAAUGCGUUGUUUAGGCAGAAUGUAGAUUCGGUUAGUUUAGAUAGGCUUAGCUUUAUUGAAAUUUUGUCGAAUGAGUCGAUUUUACCGGAUAGGUAUAAUGCUAGAGGUAAAGGGGUUAUGGUUCCGGAAGUGCCCUUUGAUAAGUUUCGAGUAGGGUCACAAUUUUUUGUGCUAACUCGGAGGCAUUCGUUGAUGGUGUUGAGGGAUCGGAAGUUGUGGAGGAAGUUUAAGAUUCCAUGUAUAAAUGUACAUUCUUGUUAUCCGGAAGAGCAUUAUUUUUCUACUAUGUUGUCGAUGUUGGAUCCGAAGGGGUGCUCGUUUUAUACGUUGACAAGGGUGAAUUGGACUGAUAGUGUAAAUGGUCACCCACAUACUUAUUACCCACCAGAAGUGUCGGCGGAGCUGAUUUACAGUUUGAGGGAGUCGAAUUCUUCAUAUUCGUACCUGUUUGCCCGGAAAUUCUCACCAGAUAGUUUGAACACAUUGUUGGAUUUAUCAGAAAAAGUCAUCUUCAAGGACUGAUUUUUAAUCCUGAACUACAAGUGAAGAUAGGAAUAUAUUCUAAAUAUUGAAUGACAAGGUUCAUGGAAGAUAAUGACAAGGUUCAUGGAAGAUGUUCAUUGAAAGUGCAACCAAUGAGCGAAGCCAUCCCCGGUGAGUUCACGAGUCUAACUACAUUUCAGAAAAAGAUCGAGAGGGCAUAUAGUUGAAAGAAAAUGUUAAUAGGUGCAAGUUUGGUGGUGUAACAAUAUUAGUUGUCGUAGCCGUAGCUACAAUGCUGGAAUUGGCCUUGAAUGUGGUCAAUUUAUAUCUUGAUAUCUGUACAUACAGUCCAGUUCAUGUAAUGUUAAAAUUCAAAGUACUGAUAAAGCAGUUGCCUUUAUUUUAUUACUGAAAUUGGAGAUUAGAUCUCAAGUCACUGAAUAAUUAGGUGACUGUACUAGUAUCCAAACAUGUAUCCACCUGAUCUAUAAUAGUUGAUAUUAUCUA